GUUUGUGACAUCUAAAGACUAUUAAAAAACUGGAAUGAUGACAUCUUCGUCCUUCAAAUCAGAAUAUUUCCCUUUAUAAAGACCGAAAAUUAAAAUUUUCUUCAUCAUUUCGGUUUUGUUGCUGCUUCAAGCACAUCAAAAUGAAAAUCUUUGUGUGCUUUGUCUUCCUCGCUAUAGUCGCACUAUGUGCAGCAGAAAAUAAAGACAAAACUGAAAAAUCAGCCAAAAAAGAAGACAAACCCAAAAGGCACAUUUUUGGUAAUGGAUACAACAAUUACGAUUUUUCUGGAUUUGACACCGUUGGAUCUUUGGGUGGCGUCACCGUAGACACCACUUACGGAAAUUUGGGAUACAAAACUUAUGGAUCCGGUCUCGGAUCUGGCUAUAGUUAUGGAUCCGGCCUUGGAUCUGUCUACAGUCAAGGAUCCGGUCUUGGAUCUGUCUAUAGUCAUGGAUCCGGUCUUGGAUCUGUCUAUAGUCAUGGAUCAGGUCUUGGGUCUACCUAUAGUUAUGGAUCUGGUUAUGGAUCCGGUUAUGGAUCUGGUUAUGGAUCUGGUUACGGAUACAGUGCUGGAUACGGAUCAGGAUUGGGAGCCGGCGUUGUUACCAGCCGCCAAUCUACCGGCGUCCGUGCUGGCAGUGGCUACGGAGCCAUUGAAGGUUUGGCCAAAGUGUCCAACGUAAGAUCCCACGAAAUCCACACUGUUACCCAACACGUGCCAGUAGCAGUACCUCAACCUUAUCCCGUCCAUAUCACUAAGACAGUAUCAGUACCCAAACCUUACCCCGUUGAAGUUGAAAAACCAGUACCAGUUCCAUACAAAGUCAACGUUCCUGUUGAAGUACCCAAACCCUAUGCCGUUAAAGUACCACAACCCGUGGCUGUGCCCGUCGAAGUCAAAGUACCAGUCGAAGUACCCAAACCCUACCCAGUUCACAUUACCAAAACCGUCAAGAUUCCCGUAGAAAAACCCGUCUACGUUAAAGUAGCCCACCCUGUUCCUGUUAAAGUCAGGGAACCAGUACCAGUUGCAGUACCACACCCCGUUGCCGUCAAAGUACCCACCCCCGUUGUUGUUAAAGUACCAGAAGUCGUUGGAAUUAAUACUGUAACUCAUGUCGAUUCCGGCGCUGGUCAAAUUAUCGGAAGCGACUUUGGAUCUGGAGUUCAGGAAGUUGUCCACGGAUCAGGCUAUGGAUUUGGAUCUGGAUAUGGAUCUGGAUAUGGAUCUGGAUAUGGAUCUGGAUAUGGAUCUGGAUAUGUAUCUGGAUAUGGAUCUGGGUAUGGAUCAGGAUAUGGAACUGGUGCUGAAAUUAUCAGCGGAUCAGGAUUUGGAAGCGGCGCAGUAUUAAGCACCGGCUCAGGAUAUGAAACAUCCGGAUUGGCCACUGGAGCCGAAUACGGAUCAGCCAUCAGCUCAGGACUCACUUCUGGUGCUGAAAUUGUUGCCGGAAAAUCCGCUCAUUUUGUUGCCGGAAGCAACCAUGGACUUGUUGGAUCUUACGUACCAAGUGUCUACGGAGGAAUUUCAGGUCACACCGUUCAUAACACCCAGUGGAAACAUUUGUGAUCUGUAACUAGUCUUAAUGCAAUGUAAAAAAUAUGUAAACUGUCUGCGUAGCCAUAAAGUGAUGCUAUAAUAUAA
This is a messenger RNA of Tribolium madens (black flour beetle), 1646 nucleotides long. Its product is annotated as fibroin heavy chain-like. NCBI's taxonomy places the organism in Eukaryota, Metazoa, Arthropoda, Insecta, Coleoptera, Tenebrionidae. The transcript has 2 exons. The coding region runs from base 141 to 1571 and encodes 476 amino acids. The record is from RefSeq and is a predicted model, not a curated record.